Cynara cardunculus var. scolymus (artichoke) is the source of this 999-nucleotide messenger RNA. RefSeq lists its product as uncharacterized. Gene Ontology annotation, cellular component: intracellular membrane-bounded organelle. The record is from RefSeq and is a predicted model, not a curated record. The transcript is spliced from 5 exons. Bases 271 to 843 code for a protein of 190 amino acids. Lineage: Eukaryota; Viridiplantae; Streptophyta; Magnoliopsida; Asterales; Asteraceae.
GAUAAUCCAAAACACGAAACCGAACUGGAUCGAGAAAAUAUUCGAACUAAUUUACGAGASAGGUUUAUCAGAUUCUUCUUCUUGGCAGAAAUUUCGUUGAAUCUGAAUCCAAAUUCAACGCUUUCCUCGCAAUCAAAUUGUUAGUCAAUCAGUCCUUUGAUUGAGAACCGGGGGUUUGAUUAAGAAAAAAAUUGUUUACAUCUUUGAUUGAUCAAUUAUAAGAACUUGAAAGCAACACAAGCUGGCAUAAAGCGUUUUUGUUUUAAAAAAAUGGCGGAUCUGCUGAGACGGUCUGGAUUACAAGGAAUAGGUACCUGGCUUAAAAAGAAGGUCGUUGAGCCUGCUGUGGAAAUCCUUAGCAGGGGAGCAGAGCCUAAGCAGUUGGCAUUCUCUACAGCUCUUGGCACUACCUUAGGAGUGUUCCCAAUUGUUGGAGUGACCUUUUUUCUCUGUCUGCUGGCUAUAGCAGUGCUUGGAUCUUCUGUCAAUGCUCCAGCUGUGAUGCUGGCCAACUUUGUUGCUACUCCAAUAGAGAUAAGUUUGAUGAUAGUGUUCUUACGAUUUGGUGAGUUUCUUACGGGUGGAGCUCAUUUUCCUUUAACCUCUGAUGCUUUAAAGAAGGUAUUGACGGGCAAAGGUUCAAAGGAGAUCUUGCUAAGCGUCGUUCGUGCGAUGUUGGGUUGGUUGGUGAUGGCCCCCUUUAUCAUGGGUUUACUAUACCUUAUACUUGUACCGUGUUUCAAGGUGUUGGUGCGCAAGUUCAGUUCGGCAGUCUCGAGCCCAAAGAAGGAUGAUGCACCAUCCUACACUGAAGUCUUGAUGCUUAAGGUAAGAGAUGUUUGAUGUUUCGUGUGUGUGUAUGUGUGUGUGUUAUAAGAGGGGAGAAUUUAUAAACUAUGUUCUUUGCUUCUUUCUUUAUCUGUAUAUUAAUCCCUCCCUCUAGUAGUUUGCUUUUGUMAUUGAAGUUUAACGCUAAUUAAUUUCAUUAUUGACCCUAAA